Stegastes partitus (bicolor damselfish) is the source of this 2280-nucleotide messenger RNA. RefSeq names its product aldehyde dehydrogenase, dimeric NADP-preferring-like. Gene Ontology annotation, molecular function: aldehyde dehydrogenase (NAD+) activity; 3-chloroallyl aldehyde dehydrogenase activity. Gene Ontology annotation, biological process: aldehyde metabolic process. NCBI's taxonomy places the organism in Eukaryota, Metazoa, Chordata, Actinopteri, Pomacentridae. The coding region runs from base 372 to 1901 and encodes 509 amino acids. The record is from RefSeq and is a predicted model, not a curated record. Gene Ontology annotation, cellular component: cytoplasm. The transcript has 10 exons.
GGCGGUUAUUAAGAAGUACAACUAAGGACUGAAAUAAGAAACCAAGCAGCAGGAAGCUAGACUUCAGUAUUGAAUGUAAACGUGCUGUACAUGUGUGUGUGCGUUGGGGGGGUUGAGUGUGGGGGCUGUGAUGUUAUCAAGGCUUCCAGUGUGGAUGUGAAUGAAGCUGCGGUCACAGUGCGCAGCUUCUCCGGUAAACUGAUCCCAGAGCAGCGCGCUGAUGCUCAGAGCACAAUGAGAGUCGGUGGAUCGGUGAGUCCGCACAGCGUCGACAUCUGACCGCAGUGAGAUCAGAGGAGCGGUCACAUCGCAUCUGGUACAGGACACGCUGGAUGUUAGUUUGAGCUUCUCUGGACUGCAUAGGUGUCUGCAUGGAGAGGCAGGUGGUGCAUCGGGCCAAGGAGGCCUUCCUGAGCGGCAGAACUCGGCCUGUGGAGUUCAGACUGCAGCAGCUUCAUGCCCUGCAGAGGAUGAUCACUGAGAAAGAGACAGAGAUCUGCACUGCUCUGAAACAGGACAUCAACAGGAGCCAGUACGACACGCCGCUCCUGGAGCUGAUCGGCAUUGAGAACGAGAUCAAGCUGGCUAUAGAUAAGCUGGCAGAGUGGGCAGCUCCUCGGUCGGUGGAGAGGAGCCUGUUCACGCUAAGAGAUGAGGUUUACAUCCAGCCGGAGCCUCUGGGAGUGGUGCUCAUCAUCGGGGCCUGGAACUACCCCUGGGCUGUCACCCUGCAGCCGCUGGUUGGAGCUAUUGCUGCAGGCAAUGCAGCUGUGGUGAAGCCGUCAGAGCUCAGCGAGUACUCGUCCCUCCUCCUCCGGGCGCUGCUGCCUCGCUAUCUUGACAAGGAUCUGUACCCAGUGGUGACGGGUGGAGUGUCAGAGACCCAGGAGCUGCUGCGGCUCAGGUUUGACCACAUCUUCUACACAGGCAGCAGCACAACGGGCAAAGUUGUGAUGGAAGCUGCAGCUCGCCACCUCACCCCAGUGACGCUGGAGCUGGGAGGGAAGAGCCCCUGCUACAUCGACAAGGACUGUGAUGUCCGGAUCGCCUGCCGUCGUGUCACGUGGGGAAAGUUUGUCAACUGCGGCCAGACGUGCAUCGCUCCAGACUACAUCCUGUGUGAGCCCUGCAUCCAGGGCCGGGUGGUGGAGUGCAUCCGACAAACUCUACUGGAAUUUUAUGGUGCCGAUCCAAAAUGCUCACCUGACUAUGGCCGAAUCAUCAACCAGCGACACUUCAACAGAAUCAUGGGUCUGAUGGAGGGCUACACUCCUGUAGUGGGAGGACAGAGUGACUCCUCACAGCGCUACAUUGCCCCAACAGUGCUGAAGGACGUCCCCCCCCAGUCCAGGCUGAUGCAGGAGGAGAUCUUCGGCCCUCUGCUGCCCAUAGUUACCGUCAGUGAUAUGGAUGAUGCCAUCAACUUCAUCAAUGAGAGAGAGAAGCCGCUGGCUCUCUACAUCUUCUGCACCGACAAGAAGGCAAGCAAAAGGAUGAUUGAGGAGACGACGAGUGGAGGAGUGACAGUCAACGAUGUCAUGAUGCACUACACAGUCAGCUCUCUGCCGUUUGGUGGUGUUGGACAGAGUGGUAUGGGCCGCUACCACGGCAAACACACCUUUGACCAGCUGAGUCACCAGAGAGCCUGCCUGGUCCGCAAGCUGGGCAUGGAGAGUGUUAACCUGGCCCGGUACCCUCCUCAGGACCGCCGGCGGGCGCGCAGGGUGCGGAUGGCCCUCAAGUCACCUCUGAUUGACAUGUCCAAGAGGACGCUGAUCUGGGCCAUCGCCGCCACCGUCAUCGGCUUUGGCCUGUUCGUCACUCUGCUGGUCAUCCUGCUCAUAGCUGCAGGCCUCAACUGCACCUGCUGGUACUGGAGGGGCUUUUAUAACUACUUCUAGAGACACCCCAGCUCCAAAUAAACAGAAGUGCCUGCUGCAGUUAGUUCUAUGUUCAAAAUACACAUUGCGUCUUGUUUUAUAAUCAGAUAUAAAGUAAAAAAAAAAAAGAAAGAUAUAACCUUCUAAACUAACUUGUAUUUGCUGUGUGUCUGUUUGGAAUCAAAUGUAUUCAGCAAAUAAGCAAACAAGGUUUAACACUGUAUGAACAGUUCUGUCCUUUAUUCUUUUCUUCUUUUUUUUAUUAUUAGAGAAUAACAUUCACUUUUUGAGGAUGUAUUAUAAAUGCAGAAACCAGAGCUGACUUACAGGACUGUGCAGAUAAAAUAUGUAUUUUGCUUGUUUUGUCCAAAAUUAAAAGACUUGUUCAUAUAUGAUCAUA